CGAAAGCAUCCUGUAUUAUUUUGCGUUUAUGUCGUCUGUGGGGAAACACCGGAUUUCCACGUUAACAGUGAACUCUGGGACUAUAUAGCUGAUUCGACACUGAUAACAAUAUUAUUAGGGUUGGCUAUUCACACAUAAUUAAGUUUCAGAUAAAGUACCAACAUUAUGACAAUGCACCCACAGAAAUGUUGUAAUUGAUGUUUUCCUGCAAUACACAGAAUCAAAAAAGGCAGCAACACUAUUGAACAGCGAUGAAUGGAGAAUAUUGUUAAAUGCCAGAAGCGUUUACAGUUACAUAAGAGAUAUGCAUCUUUCAUUUUAAAGACAGAAUUUCUAACUUGAAAUACAUUCAAAUAUUGCAUUUGCAAAAAUGGCUGCCAAAAUAUCACCGCCGCCAAAUGGAAUUUACAUUGUACAAGGGGAAAUGUCCCUUGUGGUUACUGCUAUGAGGCGAAAUUCUCGGUGGAGCUCUCAUAGUCCACAGGAUGAAGAUCAAGAUCCUCUUCUUGGGAGUUUUUCUCAACUGAAAGACGUAAUAAACAACAUAUCAGAUUGUUCAUGUGAUACAGCCCCGGCUGCAAUUGAAAACAUGGCUGAUGCGGUGACACAUGCUAGGUUUGUUGGAACAGACCCAGGGAGUGAUGAAGUCGUACUCAUGAAAAUCUUACAGGUGCUGAGGACAUUACUACUCACACCAGUUGGUACACUUCUCACCAAUGAAUCAGUUUGUGAAAUUAUGCAAUCUUGCUUUAGAAUAUGUUUUGAAAUGAGACUCAGUGUUUCUCUCUGUGUUCCAAAACAACAUUCUCAAAAAAUUCUCACUCUGUUGAAAAUGAGAGCAGGUGGAAUUCCAGAUUCCUCAAGGAGCAAAAAACCGAAGAAAUCACCAAAAGUUCGGCAGAAGAAGGAACGCUUAGCAACCACUCCUGCGGAGGACAAAGAAAAAGAUAUAACCGCUUCUGUGACGUAUACGUCUGCUUCAACUCCUACCACUGCAACUGCUACAACGGUUGGAUCAUCUACAACUGCCUCGGGAUCAGCGGCAACGUCACCGGAAACCCCACAAAGCUCCAAUCCCGUAACCCCUGGAGCUGAUAGCGGCGUGGAUAUUAAGGAGUAUUCUCCAGAGUCGGAAGUAAAAUCUGAAAUAGUGGAAAAUGAAAAUGAAUUAAGACCACCGGAAGACAGUAGUGAGAUGAAGAAGGCUGGCAGUGAGACAGAUUUAGUGGAUUCUGAGAGAGCUGAAUCAGAAGAUUUAGAAUCGGUGGCGGAGCAGUCGGACAGUGCAUCUGUACAAGAUCUAGAAUACGUCAGUUCAAGAGGUGUUCGUUUCACUCCACAACAAGUAGUCAAAGAUGGUAGUGGGCCUUUAACGCCACAUGGUUUACCCUGUGUUAGAGAACUUUUUAGAUUCCUUAUUUCAUUGAUAAACCCACAUGAUAGACACAACACUGAUGUCAUGAUACAUAUGGGUCUGAGUUUAUUAACCGUUGCCUUGGAGACCGGUUGUGACCAUAUUGGGUCUUACAAUUCAUUGCUGAGUCUUGUCAAAGAUGACAUGAGUAAAAACUUAUUCUUUUUGUUACAAUCGGAGCGGUUAUCUCUGUUUGCCGCGUCGUUACGCGUUUGUUUCAUGCUUUUUGAGUCGAUGAGGGAACACCUUAAAUUUCAACUAGAAAUGUAUCUUCAUCGAUUGAUGGAUAUUAUCGUAUCUGAGUCUCCUAGGAUACCAUAUGAACAAAGAGAAAUGUCGCUGGAAUCAAUUGUACAGCUUUGGAGGAUACCUUCUCUUGUCACUGAAUUGUAUCUAAAUUAUGAUUGUGAUGUUUAUUGUAGUAACCUAUUUGAAGAUCUUACAAAACUUUUAUCUAAAAAUGCAUUUCCAGUUGCGGGCCUUUAUACCACCCAUCUACUAUCUCUUGAUGCGUUGCUGACUGUAGUCGACAGCAUAGAGGGACAUUGUCACAAUCAAGUACUCACUGCUACAGCCCUACAACAGCAGUCACUUCAAGAUGAAAAUACAGAACCUGAGAAAGAUAAAAAACCUACAGAAGUCACCAUUCUUGUGGAGGAUAUUCCCGAGGAAGAGGAAUCUGAAGAUAAGCCAAGGUCUGGUACUACUGCAUCCGGUGACGGUGAUGAUUCAGGUACAGAGUGUGACACACAGCACAUGACGGCACCACCACCAACGACAUCUGGGUAUGCUAUGGCUCAAUAUAUUGCCAUACAAAGGCAAGAGUCUAGAGAAGAUAUCGGUAAAAACAGUAAUUGUGAAAACAAGAGAGGACGAGACCGGCGUAUUAAGUUUGCAUCUAACAUCCCAACAUCAGAGGAGUUAAUUCAAAUCAAACAACGAAAGAAGCUAUUAUUGGCCGGCACCGAACAGUUCAACCAGAAGCCCUCAAAAGGAAUAGCUUUCUUACAAGAACAUAAUCUACUACGGACGCCGCUAGAUCCGAUGGAAGCUGCUACGUUCAUUCGGGAGAAUCCAAAGAUUGACAAGAAAAUGAUUGCUGAAUUUAUAUGCUCCAAGAAAAAUCCCAAAGUUUUAGAUGCCUUUGUGAAAUCAUUUAGGUUUGAGAACACAAGACUUGAUGAAGCUUUAAGGAUGUAUUUAGAAGCAUUCCGUUUACCCGGAGAAGCCCCUGUUAUACAAUACUUACUAGAACAAUUCUCAGAUCAUUGGCAUAGUCUGAACAACCAACCGUUCGCCCAUACAGAUGCUGCCUUUACUUUAGCAUAUGCUAUAAUAAUGUUGAAUGUUGACCAGCAUAAUUAUAAUGCAAAGAAACAAAAUAUACCAAUGACAGUAGAGGAAUUCAAGAGAAAUCUAGCCAAGGUUAAUGGAGGUCAAGACUUUGAGUCGGAUAUGUUAGAUGAAAUUUUCAAUGCCAUUAAAACGGAUGAGAUUGUGAUGCCUGCAGAGCAAACAGGUUUAGUCAAAGAGAUGUACCUAUGGAGGGUUUUAUUGAAGCGUGGUACUACGGGUGAUGGGCAGUUUAUGCAUGUACCAAGCGGUUGCUUUGAUCAGGAUCUUUUCAUGCUGACUUGGGGACCCAUGGUGGCUGCAAUAUCAUUUGUCUUUGAUAAGAGUCUAGAUGAAACGAUUAUACAAAAGGCGAUCUCAGGAUUCAGGAAAUGUGCAAUGAUCUCAGCUCACUAUGGUUUGAGUGAUGUCUUUGAUAACCUUACUAUUUCACUAUGUAAAUUUACAACAUUAUUGAAUCCACCUGAGUGUACUGAGUCUCUGCCUAUCGCCUUUGGUUCCAAUGUGAAAGCCCAGCUAGCAGCCAAGACGGUAUUUGCCUUAGCCCAUAGACAUGCUGAUAUAUUGAGGGAAGGCUGGAAAAAUAUCUUAGACUGUAUGUUACAACUGUAUAGAUCGAAAUUAUUACCUAAAGUCAUGGUAGAAGUAGAAGAUUUUGUUGAUCCAUCGGGAAAGAUCUCUCUCAUAAGAGAGGAGCUUCCUACUAUGAAUAGAACCGACUCCUCAAUCUUCAGUUCCUUCUAUCAGUACAUUACGUUGAAUCCAGAACCAGCCAAUCAGAGAGGACCUACAGCUGAAGACCAAGAAGCAACGCAACAAGCUCAUUCGUGCAUUAAAGAAUGCCAUCCUGAACAGCUGAUUACAGAAAGUAAAUUCUUACGCUUGGAUUCUCUGCAAGAGUUGAUCAAGUCAUUGACCUUUGCAUCAUCUGGUCCUGACACUGCGGUCUCGCUAGGUAUCCAGUUUGAUGAAGAAGCCGCAGUCUUUUAUUUAGAGUUACUGUUACGGGUAGUCUUACAAAAUAGCCUAGCGACAUGUGCAUAUAAUAACAAAAGUAUGGUCUUAACAUCUCUACGCAUUCUUCUCAUGAUGAAACCUAAUGUCAUGCAGAGAGUUUGUCGACAGAUCUCGUUUGGAAUGCAUGAAUUACUACGCACCAAUGCAGCUAAUAUCCAUUGCCAUGCCGACUGGUAUACUAUAUUUACUAUUAUGGAGUGUGUAGGAGCCGGCAUGACUCCACCACCAAUCAUACAGUAUUCUGUAGAUAUUGAUACAAAUGCACCCCCUAUCUUAUUGGAUAGUGGUGCACAAUCUGACAGUGAAUUGUCUACUAGUUCAUAUGGUGUUGCUUCAUCUGAACGGGGUUAUACUUCUGAUAGUGAAUUAUACGAAUCACAGCAAAGAGUACAGCGUUCAUCAACUGAUAUCGACAUACAGUCAUCAGCUAGCUCUACUACUGGUGAAUGGUUACUGGUCGGCAAAGAGGGCGAGAUUGAACAACGGCAACAUCAUCAUCACCACCAUAACCACCAUCACCAUCACAACCUGCCGUUGAAGCGUCUCUAUAAUCAGUAUGAGAUCGCCAUAGACGAGGAGUUACAUCAUCAUGAUACUAAGUCGCUGUUAAAAUGUUGCGAGUCGUUAGCUUUCUUAGUUCGAGAUGCAGCGCACGUUACUCCUGAUAACUUUGAGGCCUGCGUACAUUGCAUAAGGGUAUUUGUGGAGGCCAGUGUUAAUGGAGGUAGGCGACUAUCAGUUGAACACAAAAGACAUCGUCAUGCCAAGGAAAAAGAAAGAAGUGCCAAACAUAAAAAGAAAACUGCAAUGAAAAAAUCCAAGACAUCACCAGCCCAUUUGUCACGGUCAGCCAAUGAAAAUGAAGAUACAGAUAAUGAUGGUCCACCUGGAGGUUAUCAGUCUCUUUCUAUACAAGUAUUCUUACAGCAUUUAACACCAUUGUUAUCGCUACCAACAUUUACAGCAUUAUGGCUAACUAUUUUAGAUUUUAUGGAUAAAUAUAUGCACAAAGAUAAAAGUGACUUACUGUCAGAGGCUAUUCCUGAAUCUCUUAAGAAUAUGUUACUUGUCAUGGAUACCGCUGGGGUGUUCCAAAACAUUGAUGGCGUUGAGGAAGAUCAUUCAGCUCUCUGGGAGGUGACUUGGGAGAGAAUAGACUGCUUCCUCCCAGGACUUAAAAAUGAAGUUUUCAAACCUCAAGAAUUGAUAAAUCCAAAUCUUAUUAAAAUGCGAGUGUGCGAACCUCCGAGUCAAGAUACAAGUAUACCCAGAGAAUGCCCCUCACCGCCGCCACCACCACCAUCGGCUAGUCCCCCACCAACCAAUGAUACAUGUAGUUCUGGAGUACUAUAUUUUGGUGACCCAUGUGGCGUCCUAGCAUACAGUGUUCGACAAUUCUGUGAAAAUGUUAUUAAAUUUGUUAGAAAUCAAGGACUACUUAUGUCUGUGUUGAUAUAG
This is a messenger RNA of Saccoglossus kowalevskii, 5242 nucleotides long. RefSeq names its product Golgi-specific brefeldin A-resistance guanine nucleotide exchange factor 1-like. The record is from RefSeq and is a predicted model, not a curated record. Lineage: Eukaryota; Metazoa; Hemichordata; Enteropneusta; Harrimaniidae. Gene Ontology annotation, molecular function: guanyl-nucleotide exchange factor activity. Gene Ontology annotation, biological process: regulation of ARF protein signal transduction.